Molecule: messenger RNA, 1229 nt
Organism: Penaeus vannamei (Pacific white shrimp)
Lineage: Eukaryota; Metazoa; Arthropoda; Malacostraca; Decapoda; Penaeidae
Source: RefSeq, a predicted model, not a curated record
AUAUCCUUGCAUUGAAAAAUUGCCUCUGUUGUGAGCUGCCUGACAUAAGAGGGACAGAAGAGGCAGAAGUUCGAGGAAGAGCAUAGAAAGAAGAAGAGAGUAGUAUCACAAGCCUUGCCCUAUUAGUUGGGCCUUGAUGUGGCACACAUGUGAAAAGAUAUAGUUAUUGGCAUAUGCUUUCCCCACGACCGAAAACUGGCAAAGAAAUGGCUGGAUGCAUGCAGAAGGAAUGACUUGUGGCAUGGGAGACAAAUAAAACCUUGGCACGCUAUUUGCUCUAUGCAUUUUGAAGCAGAGUGCUUUAACUAUCAUCUUUCAUAUGAGGGCGUGAGGCUUUCAUUGAAAGCUGGUUCAUGUCCGACGCUAAAUGUGCCGAAGUUUGGAAAGGAAAUCAAGAAUCCCAUUUCAUACGAGGAUCACAUAGAAGGGCUGCCAGUGGUUCAGGAGUUCUUGAGAAGAAAACAUGGAUUUCCCAGUAUUGCAGACACAUGUACUGAGCAAACGGGGUGUAAAAGCGAACCACUUUGUGCUGAUCCUCCAGCUACUCAUCCGCAUAGUAUUAACGGCAGUCAUCCUGUGAUUCCUGAUGAAGGUGAUAUACUAUCCAAAACAGAAGGGAUAAGUGAGAUACAGUCCAAAACAGAUGGGACGGCCACUAUCCAGGAAGGGAUGAGUGAUCCUUUCACGGAAAUAGCACAAAACCAAAGACUUCUUGUUGCUUUAUUGGCGGAACUGGUGGCAGACCAGAAGCAGUUGGUGGCAAGCCAAAAGGAGAUGGUGGCAGCGGUAAGGGACGGGGUAAAUGCCAUACGAGAAGCCUUGGAAGUAUUGAAAAAGUAGAAGGCAGGAGUGGAUACACGAGACGGGAAAGACUGCCAUCCGAGUGAUCUGCUGUGAUUGAGAGAGAGAUAAAACUCAUCAAAUAUAUAGGGCCUAGGUAAUGUCACAUACACCUCUCAUUGUUGUGGUAAUCUAUUAUCUAAAACAGUGUAACCUGUGGGUCCUGUUUUGUCAGAGUGAGAAUUGUGGUUAAAAUUCACAUUGCUCCUUCAACUGUUACUUCAGUUAUACCUAUAUAUGUGAGUGCUUUCAGAUUGUUAAUGAAAGCAGCAUUAUCAAAUUGCUUUCUAUAUACCUACUUUAUUGUGAUAUAUCAAGAUUGUGGAUACCAUAUUUUUGUCAUUUCACCUUGCUCAAUAUUUUUAUAUAAUAAAUGAAACAUAUUGUAA